AUGUCUCAAGAGGAAGGGAAAACGCCCGUAGACACUCCUCCGAAGCAGCAGAAAGAGGAAGAGCAGAAGAGCAGCGGCACGUACGAGGCGGGCUGCCAUUGCGGUUAUAUCAGAUUCAGCGUCACGUUGACGCCCGCGCUGCCCCAGUACAAGGUGCUGAACUGCAACUGCUCGGCGUGUACACGAUUCGGUUAUCUUCUCGUUUACCCCGAGGCCUCAGCUGUUACGUGGCACAACGACAGCCGCGCCCGCUGCAGUAACUACCGCUUCAACACAAAGGCUAAGGAUCAGAUGUUCUGCAAGCACUGCGGCGCCAGCAUCGGCAUCGACUUCCGCGAGGUUCACGCACCGAAACACAUUUAUGGUAUCAGUGUUCGUACUUUCUUCGACGUCGAUCUCGACUCCCUUACUUACGAAAAGUUGGAUGGACGCAACAUGGUUCGGCCAGCGGGAGAUCUGUCCGGUCAGUAUUGGGACGAGGAGGCGCAGAGGCUGAAAUAA
Molecule: messenger RNA, 501 nt
Organism: Chaetomium strumarium
Lineage: Eukaryota; Fungi; Ascomycota; Sordariomycetes; Sordariales; Chaetomiaceae
Product: Mss4-like protein
Exons: 3
Coding region: 1-501 (166 amino acids)
Molecular function (GO): carbon-sulfur lyase activity
Source: RefSeq, a predicted model, not a curated record